Messenger RNA from Sycon ciliatum, 3122 nucleotides. RefSeq lists its product as uncharacterized. Gene Ontology annotation, molecular function: protein binding. The record is from RefSeq and is a predicted model, not a curated record. NCBI's taxonomy places the organism in Eukaryota, Metazoa, Porifera, Calcarea, Leucosolenida, Sycettidae.
CGCAUGCAGUGCUAUGCUGUGUUUCACUGUUUGAAGCGCGUGUUUGAAGGCGUUUGAGUUGUUGUGUUUUGAAUGCAGAUUGUAGUCAGUAAAAGGUAGCGGAUUUGGUCCAGAAGAUACAGUAGUAUCUCUGUAAACUAAUUACUUCACUGUCUUCACGUCCGUUGUGGCUGUUCGUUUGCUCCUGGCACUGUCGGCCAGUGCGCUUUCCUGAGAUGGCGAGCGAUGGCGAGCAUUUUGAUGUGGUGCUCACUGGUGGUGCACCGUGGGGCUUCCGUCUGCAAGGUGGACGAGAGUUCCGGUCACCGCUACGAAUUCUCAAAGUGACGGCAGGUGGCAAGGCUGAGCGAGCGGGACUUAAAGAGAGCGACUACUUGGUUGCCAUCAACGGCGAAAGUUGUGAUGACUGCCUGCACAACUAUGCACUGCAGAGAGUGAAGUCGGCCGGAGCAUCUCUGACUCUCUCCAUUUCGCGUGGUGCUGCCAGCAAGCGCUCGAGCUCUGUAUUUGACGAGCAGAGGACGUCUGCAUCAUCGGCUUCCAGUGUUACAUCCCCUGCUGGCAAGGCCAAGGUGGCACCUCCAUGGGCCCGCUCUGGCAGUAGCAGCAACGGAAGUCGUGUAUCCGCAUCGUCUUCUUCUACGUCUUCAGUUUCCACACCGGCUGCAAAGUCCUCGAGUAGUUCUUCAGUGUCGGGACAACGCCCCACAGCCGGCGAGUCCGGAGCUCUUGCUGCUACUUCUGGAGAUCUGAAAAGCGGCGGCAAUGAAGGUAGCAACUCUGGACACGUUACAUCCCAGGUUCCCAGCGGGAACGCACUAGCACCGACACCCGUGGUCACGACGCAGGAGAAGCCUGUCAAGCCGCCUGCACAGCAAGAGUCCGCAAGAUCUACAACUCCGUCUGAAUCUUCUGCCUCCACGGUGUCUGAUGGUCCGGCAGCACAGUCAUCAUCCACAUCACUUGUAGACCUGCCCAUUGAGGGUGGUCAGAAGGCCAAGGGCAAAGGAUGGUACAAGGAAAUGUUCAAGACUAUCCACUCUUCAUCAUCUGGAGUCAGCGAGACGACUGGUUUGAAAUCACCAACUUCAUACAGUGGCGAAUCAAGGAAGUCACUGCCAACGUCCUCCACUACCGCAUCAGUACCAAAAUGGACCUCUUCCCGCCCACAAAGCACAAGCUCUGCCAAUGUUGCAAGCUCGGCAAAGACACACGAGGACCGCCGCUAUUCCGCUGGCCCAUCUGUUCAGUCUGGUGCAAGUUCACUACCUCGCCGUGGCUCCAAAGAACCACCACCAUCAGUCUCUGCCCGUGCUGACUUUUUCCGCAAGAAGGAUGUUACAACCGCACCCAAGGAGAGCGGCCUCUCGCCUGCUGGCAGCCAAAAUCGAUCUGGAAUAAGCACUGUCUCGCCAGCAUCCACAUGGUCCCAGAGAAAUGCCGCCAAUUCCGCCAGCUCAAAGCCUCCUCCUCCGACAACGGCUGCAAAGCCGGCAUCAGCCAAAUCAAACAGCUUACCUCGCACAAGUGCAAGACCAGAAAGCACAUCGGAAGCAUCGAAACGCAGCACCCCGUCUCCUCUCCGUUCCACACCAGAGCCUGCGCCAACGGAGAGUUACAACAACCUGAAUGCUGCUCUAUCCGACCUAAAUGAAGCUAUCUCUGACCUGGAGGUGGCUGCAACCACUGCUGCACAGAAGGAGGUGCGCAAGAAGCCAACCUGGCAGCCAGGCGUUGAAACAAAUAGGAAUGCUUCGGUUCUAAACUCCCAAGCACCUCACCAUCAGAACAAAAUGGAGAAUGUACUGGAGAAGAAGCUGGUGGAAGGUGGGCACCGCAAACAGCAGCAGCAGCAGCCCGAGGAGGCGGUGACAUGUGCUCCGAAGCGAUCGAGCAAUCAUGUUAUCACCUUCCCGGCUGAGAUGACCCAAAGCCAACCACAACCUGCUCCCGUCUCUGCCAGUCCCUCGCCUCCCCCACCUGCUUCUGUUGCAGCAGUAGCUCCUGUGGCUAACAGCAAGGCCGCUCCACCAGUAGCCGAACCUGCCAGAGAAAUUGCUGCCCCGCCGCCCUCUACAAAGAUCUCUGUUGAGCCAGAGGCUGUCAUGCAACUUAAACCGCCAGUCGAAGCUUUUGUGAUUGAUCUUCCACCGCCACAGCCUGAGGUGGUUGCAUUCAGACCUGUGGAAGAGGAUCUAAGCCUGACAGAUACAACGAAGGCACUGGAUGCUUUGCUGGAGGCUCAAGUUCAGGCUAAGUCCCAGAGCCAGCAGCCAGCUGCAGCUCCACAGCCAGCGCAGGGAAGGAUACAGCCAGCAUCGACUGCAGCGGUUGCAGUUGAUGACAAGCCGAAGGAGAAAGUCAGCGUAAAGAAACCUGGUAGAGCGCCGCCAUCUGCUCCAGUUGCCGCUGUUCCGAGAGCUGACCUGUCCGCGCCUGCCACUAUCCCCACUUCUGCAGAAGUCAACACCCAACCGGUAUCCAAUACCGCGGUUGAGACAGCGCCAUCCCAGGCACAGGUUGAUGAGCAUGAUGGUCCUAGUGGCUCUUCCCACCAAGAUGGUUCACUUAUACCGGAUGUUAAACUGGAACCUGGCCAAGGCUUUGGGACUGCCCUAUACAAUUUUGCACCACAAGGCAAGCGAGAGAUUCCCCUGAAGCGUGGGGAUGACAUCGUUCUCACUCGUCGCGUUGAUGCUAAUUGGAUGGAGGGCAGUGUCAAUGGGAUGAAGGGAAUAUUCCCCACGACAUAUGUAAAGGUUGUCCUGGCACCAACUCAACGAGUGAAAUCACCUUCAGCAAAAACUCCGGAGCCAAGUGCGCAAGAAUCUAACAAUGAGAAACGUGAAAGUCAAACAUCGCCUAACCAGGGAACCGUAGAGGUGCGAGAGAAGAAACCGAGUGGCGGGCUGGCCAAGGCACGCUAUAGCUUCCAGGCUGAGAGUAUCCGAGAGCUGAGUCUCUCCAAGGGCGAUGAGGUGACACUAAUACGCAAGGUGGACAAGAAUUGGUACGAGGGAAUGCUCAUGCCAGGUCUGAAGGGCAUCAUUCCAGCAUCCUACCUAGAGGUAAUCGACGAUGUUCCCAUCAUGAAGAAGACCCCAUCGUCGUCUGAUGUCAUU